Molecule: messenger RNA, 232 nt
Organism: Microbotryum saponariae
Lineage: Eukaryota; Fungi; Basidiomycota; Microbotryomycetes; Microbotryales; Microbotryaceae
Source: the annotation of a GenBank genome assembly
AUGCUAUGCGUUAGUUUGGUGCGCCCAACUAGGGCGAUCCAGGAAAGGGUAGAGAUCGUACAGAGAGGUCGCGGGGAACUACUGCACGGCAAGUGAGCUAUGAGUACGUCGUGCAACUAGCCGAGCGUAUUCUGAACACUUACCUCGAGCGCGUGGCAGGCGUGCGUGCGUCGAGGGUUUCUGGAGAGCAGCGGGCUGCUGUAAGGUCCUGAUGAAGGAGAUUACGGGGUGA